This is a messenger RNA of Puccinia triticina, 1392 nucleotides long. RefSeq lists its product as uncharacterized. The record is from RefSeq and is a predicted model, not a curated record. The coding region runs from base 1 to 1392 and encodes 463 amino acids. Lineage: Eukaryota; Fungi; Basidiomycota; Pucciniomycetes; Pucciniales; Pucciniaceae. The transcript is spliced from 2 exons.
AUGCUGGAGCCAGUAGACGACCUUGUCCUCCCCGCUGAGAGCGAUACCGUGGAAGGCGAAGCCGUAGAAAGUGAGGCCGAGGAUGAUGACGAAAGUGAGGACGAUGGCGAAUCGGGCUCCGAAACGGAAUCGAGCGAAGACGAGACGCCGAGUGGCCCAAGUGGUGUCGCAAUCAAGGCCUUCAGCAAGUUGACGCGAAGAUAUGCCUUCUCCUUGAAUCAGGUAUUCUGCAGCUCUCAGACGGAUUUGACAAUCGGUGAACUCGAAGAGAAAGCAGAGCUCGUCAAUGGCCUCCGAACCAGACUCUUACCUUCGAUGAGAACCCAGCUUUCCGCGCUUCUGCAAUCGCUAGAUCUCUCCGAAUACCCGAUACAUCCAUGUCCAAACCCAGAAUCAACCGCCGAAAUCCUAUCAGCACUCGGUGAUCUCCUCAAGGAAACUCAAGACGCCGUCGAGGAGAUCGCCCUCGAACCUCCUCUGCCGUCCGCUGAGCAUGACCAUCACCUGAAAGAUUUAAAAAUAUUCAGGUCAAAUCACCUCCUAUGGAAAACUAAAGACAUCAUCCAAAACCAUUUAUGCGAAAUAUUAAGCAUCUGUGAUCAAUACAUCGUAAUGUGGGAGGCUGAAGGAAUUGAUCGCGAAGACUCGGAUCAUCAAGCGAGACUAUCAAACUGCAGAAAAGAAAUCGUGGAGAUGUCAGCCACCUGCAAGGAUCUAAUGGAUGACCUAAUUGAAUGGAUCAGCCUAUCUGAUUUCGGCAUGCUUCAAAAAGACUGGCGGGUGUCCUCAAAAAAGCUAGAUAGGCUGCUGGCCGCCUUAGUUGAGAUGAACAAUGGGACGUUUGGGAAACCGGAGCGAGGAGAUACUCAGACUGACGGCGAAGAUAUUCGAGCGGCGGACGAGGAGAACAGGGCACGCUCGAUUCAACUGGCUCGCUCGGCGAUGCCAAUCAUAAAACUAGGUCGAAUAUUUUAUGACAAGCUAUCUAAAACGACGGGCAAGAAGAUACCGUUCAAGCUGAAUGCCGGGAUUUGUUCGAAGGAGAUCGAUGCUCUGCGCAACAAGAUGGAUUCGCUUGACACGCAGAUCGAUCAUAUCCUGGGUCUUGUAUGUGCAAUCUAUCAAACCGAUGAACACAUUGGAUCAAGGAUCAAGUCCCUCAAGAGCGUGACUUUUCAGGCUUGGCGCUGCCUCCAAGCGGCCUUGCUCACAUUAGCUUUUCACCUCCAACCUUCCGAUCCGGACGGCCGGAAUGAUGAUGCUCAUAAUAACUUCAAGACUUGGUUUCUUGUUCUCGAAAACCAGUUCCGCUUGGCUGGUUCCAAUCUGAAGGACACUGUCGACUCCUGCUUUGGAGAGCACGAAGAGGAGGACGAGAGUGAUCGUGAUUAG